Messenger RNA from Stylophora pistillata, 437 nucleotides. RefSeq names its product glutamate receptor ionotropic, kainate 2-like. Gene Ontology annotation, cellular component: membrane. Gene Ontology annotation, molecular function: ligand-gated monoatomic ion channel activity; signaling receptor activity. NCBI's taxonomy places the organism in Eukaryota, Metazoa, Cnidaria, Anthozoa, Scleractinia, Pocilloporidae. Gene Ontology annotation, biological process: monoatomic ion transport. The record is from RefSeq and is a predicted model, not a curated record.
ACAUGAAUGCAUUAAACCAAUUCAUGGAAUUUGCUAGCACAGAAAAGUGGACCAUACUGGGAGUUGAGCAUUUUCAAAUCACGGUCGGCAGCUCUAAAGUAAAUGCGACAAAAAACCUGCUAAAUCUGAGGGAAAAGGGCGCACGCGUGAUACUGUUGAGCUGCCCAGCCGAUUAUGUACCACAAUUGCUCAAACAAGCGGAGGGACUGGACAUGAUCAAAGAAUGGGUGUGGAUUUUGACCGAUGGUGCAAUUUCUCAGGAUAACAAUGAUAUUUCUUACGAGGAGGGACUCAUUGGCGUGCGCUUACCCGUCAGAGGUCGCGGCCAGCUGUUUGAUGAGGUGUCGGAGGAAUGGAGGAAAACUGGUGAAGAGUCAUCUAUCAAUGUAGGUUAUUAUCCUAUCAGUUAUCUGGCGCAGACAAAUCUUUGGCGGUAA